Messenger RNA from Girardinichthys multiradiatus, 620 nucleotides. RefSeq names its product SPT4 homolog, DSIF elongation factor subunit (gene supt4h1). Lineage: Eukaryota; Metazoa; Chordata; Actinopteri; Cyprinodontiformes; Goodeidae. Gene Ontology annotation, molecular function: zinc ion binding; RNA polymerase II complex binding. The coding region runs from base 129 to 482 and encodes 117 amino acids. The transcript is spliced from 5 exons. Gene Ontology annotation, cellular component: DSIF complex; nucleus. Gene Ontology annotation, biological process: regulation of transcription elongation by RNA polymerase II; mRNA processing; chromatin organization. The record is from RefSeq and is a predicted model, not a curated record.
AUUAUUCGGGUCCUACAGUCAUAUUCUACGUCAUUAGGCACCGAUUAAAAAAAAAGGCAUAGCCCAAACAGUAAACAGUGUCAUAAUUUUUGGUAUUUUAGCUGUACUUUCUUGGAAACCUUGUCUUAAUGGCGUUGGAAACGGUGCCAAAAGACCUCCGCCACCUGCGGGCCUGUCUGCUAUGUUCUCUUGUAAAGACCAUCGACCAGUUUGAAUAUGACGGCUGUGACAAUUGUGAGUCGUACCUCCAGAUGAAGGGGAACAGAGAGAUGGUUUAUGAAUGCACAAGUUCUUCGUUUGAUGGUGUUGUAGCGAUGAUGAGUCCUGAAGACAGCUGGGUGGCUAAAUGGCAGAGAAUAGGUAACUUCAAGCCAGGUGUAUAUGCAGUGUCAGUGACAGGCAGACUACCUCCAGGUGUCGUGAGAGAGUUGAAAAGCAGAGGAGUAAUCUACAAAUCCAGAGACACAGCAGUGAAAACAUAACUUGGAUCGGUGCCUGUUUUCUUGUCUUCAUGAGCUGCAACACCACAUCUUUAGUCCUAUGGAGCGGUUUGAUUUUGGUUCUUUUUGUUCUGAUUAAAAGUUAAAAUAAAGGUCUGGUUUUUUUUUUAUUACCUGUAA